Messenger RNA from Portunus trituberculatus (swimming crab), 1874 nucleotides. RefSeq names its product RNA-binding protein squid-like (gene sqd). Gene Ontology annotation, biological process: regulation of gene expression. Gene Ontology annotation, molecular function: RNA binding. The record is from RefSeq and is a predicted model, not a curated record. The transcript has 6 exons. The coding region runs from base 102 to 1133 and encodes 343 amino acids. Lineage: Eukaryota; Metazoa; Arthropoda; Malacostraca; Decapoda; Portunidae. Gene Ontology annotation, cellular component: nucleoplasm.
ACCGCCGCCGCCGCUCUCCCACUCCUCCGGCCGCCCCGCACCAAGCACCACUCCACGCCCGUCCUGUUCCUCUUAGGCCGCCCAUUACCACAAAUAUCCCAAUGGCAGACCAGGAGAUGGAACAGCAGGACUUCACCGAGGAUUACAGCGGUGGGGACUUCCAGGAGAAUGGCGCAGGAGUGACGGAGAACCAGGAGCAGGGCGGCGAAAGCCACAGCAACGCGGUGCAGGACAGUGGCGCCGCCGACGCUCCCGGCCGGGAUGACGAUAGAAAACUUUUUGUUGGUGGCCUGAGCUGGGAAACCACAGAAAAGGAACUCCGUGAACAUUUCAGCAAGUAUGGUGAUAUUGAGAGCAUCAAUGUCAAAACAGAUCCCAACACAGGCCGGUCCAGAGGAUUUGCCUUCAUUGUAUUCAGUUUAGGAGAGGCGGUAGACAAGGUUAUUGAAGCUGGUGACCACGUCAUAAAUGGCAAGAAGGUGGAUCCAAAGAAAGCCAAGGCUCGCCAUGGAAAGAUCUUUGUUGGUGGCCUCAAACCUGAGCUCUCUGAUGAUGAUAUUAAAAAAUUCUUUGGGACGUUUGGUAACAUCAUUGAGGUAGAGAUGCCAUUUGACAAGCAAAAGAACCAGAGGAAAGGUUUCUGCUUCAUCACCUUUGAUCAGGAGGCUGUUGUGACAGAUCUCUUGAAGACCCCCAAACAGAACAUCAAUGGACACGAAGUAGAUGUGAAGAAGGCGACGCCCAAGCCAGACUCCAUGAUGAGGGGUGGCAUGCGGGGCGGCAUGAGAGGCCGGGGAGGCAUGAGGGGGCGGGGCAGAGGAUGGGGACAUGGCUGGAACCAGGGAGGUUAUGGAGGCUACAAUCAAGGGGGUUAUGGGGGCUAUGGGGGAUAUGGGGGGUAUGACUAUGGCGGUUAUGGGGGUUACAGUGGCUACGGUGACUAUGGCUAUGGGGGUUAUGGCUAUAAUGACUACUCUUAUGGAUCAGGCAACUAUGGCUAUUACCAGGCGGGCAAGGGUACGGCGGGGGGAAGAGCCAACACGGUCGGCAGCAGGCGCGGCACCAGCCGUACUGAUUGGCGCGAGCAAGGGCACAACUACACCACCAACUGGGAUAAUGGAGACACAUACUAGCACCCUCACUCCCCCAGUCUUCAACUGGUCUGACAGCGUGGUACCAACCGUUGCUGACAAAAACAAGACAAAACUGAAAUUGACUGGCAUGCUGGACCAGAUUGAAGAUUUUUGUAGACAAUGGAAUACUGAGCCAGUCUUGCAGCACGGCAAACUUCCCAGGAACCGAAGGCUUUGUUCUGCCGGAAUGAAUUUAUCCUGGGCUCUAGAUGGCCACAGGGUUGUUCCAGCGGGUCAUGGAGCCUUCAUCGUUAUAGAUGCGUUGGCUUUUUAUGUGGGACUGGUGUGACCUAGUGUGUGUGCCUACUGUGGUGGAGAUCACAAAUUAGUAUUGUGAACUUUUUUUCUGUGGCUUACAGGCAGUUCCCUUCGGAGGGUAUAAAUCUGUCAAAGUAUUGAAACCAGAACUACCCUAAGGUUUUAUUUAGUCAUUCUCGGAAUAAGUUUCAAUUUUUAUCGAACACAUGGCAGCCUGCCUCCUAAAUUUUCAGAGACUCUGGAAAUUAUGAAAUUUGUAUUAUUUUUUGUACUGAUAACCAAUACACAUAGUAGGUAUAUCAGGUGUUUCUUUCCACCCAAGUUUGACUAGUGUGUGAGGAAGGAGCAUCAGAGUCGUGUUGCUGUUAUACUUGUCAGAUGUACAAAAUGAAUUACUUUAGUCAGGUAACUAAUACGUGCACUGUUACGAGUAUUUAGUAUAUUUUGGAACCCCUUCCAGUAUUAAUAAACUGUCAAUUUUGA